Dioscorea cayenensis subsp. rotundata (Guinea yam) is the source of this 1578-nucleotide messenger RNA. Its product is annotated as protein PIN-LIKES 7-like. The transcript has 11 exons. Bases 220 to 1413 code for a protein of 397 amino acids. The record is from RefSeq and is a predicted model, not a curated record. Gene Ontology annotation, biological process: endoplasmic reticulum to cytosol auxin transport. NCBI's taxonomy places the organism in Eukaryota, Viridiplantae, Streptophyta, Magnoliopsida, Dioscoreales, Dioscoreaceae. Gene Ontology annotation, cellular component: membrane.
UGCCAUCCCAACCCUUCUCAUCACAUGCUUUUGUUGUAACUUACAAUUUCAUUACAAAGAUCUUCUUUGUUUUUGCUCUUCGUCUCUGCCACAUGCUGUCCUUCCUCACUGAAAGUUUCAGUGGCAGCCAUUAAAGAGUAGUGUGAAGCUAGCUCUGAAGUUUACUUAUCAAAGAAAGAAGGAAACCAAGAGAAGAAGAAGAAGAAGAACAAGGAGAAGAUGGGGUUCCUUUCAUUGUUAAUUGUGGCCUCCAUGCCAGUUUUGCAGUUCCUUUUGAUAGGCCUUCUUGGGGCAUUCUUGGCAACUAAUUAUUUCAAUAUUCUCACUCCAAGUGCUAUGAGAGACAUCAACAAGGUUACUUAUGUGGUCUUUGCCCCUGCGCUUGUGUUUGCAAGCCUGGCCAAAACUGUUACUCUGUCAGAAAUCAUCACUUGGUGGUACAUGCCUGUAAAUAUUGGGCUCACCUUUUUGGUUGGAGGAAUAUUUGGAUGGCUGGCAGUGAAGAUACUCAAACCAAAAAAACACCUUGAAGGCCUUAUCAUUUCCAACUGCGCUGCUGGGAAUUUGGGUAAUCUCUUAUUGAUUAUCAUCCCUGCUGUUUGCAAUGAGAAAGCCAGUCCUUUUGGUGAUCAACAAGUUUGUCGUGAUAACAGCCUCUCUUACGUUGCUAUGUCAAUGGCGUUAGGAAACAUCUUCAUAUGGUCAGUGGUAUAUGGCCUAAUGCAAAUGGAUGGAGCUACCAUUGAAAGGAUGAGAAACAAUGAGAACAGCUCAAACUCAAGCCAACACAAUGAAGUGCUCAAGAUUGAGUCCAAAGAGGCUUAUGAUGAUCAUGAAGCUGUUCUAGAACAAAAGAUGCCUCUCCUAACCGACGACAAGAACAAGAAGAACAAGGGGGUUCUGAAUCAACUUCUUGAGGAACUUACAACACCCCCGAUUAUUUCAGCGAUUGUUGGCUUUGUUGUUGGUGUUAUACCUUGGCUAAAAUCACUAAUCAUUGGAGCCAAUGCACCUCUGAGAGUAAUCCAAGAUUCAAUUACAUUACUAGGUGAUGGCUUGGUCCCUUGUAUUACUCUUAUCCUAGGUGGAAACCUUACCAAAGGGCUUGGCAAAGGUGGAAUGAAACCAUUGGUGAUCAUAGCGAUCAUUGCAAUACGAUAUAUAGUCCUUCCGAUAGCUGGAAUUGGCAUUGUUCGAAUGGCAAACCAACUAGGAUUCUUGCCACAAGAUCCAAUGUUUGCAUAUGUUCUAAUGAUACAAUUCACUCUCCCACCUGCAAUGAGCAUAGGAACAAUGUCUCAACUCUUUGAGGUUGGACAAGAAGAGUGUUCAGUGAUUUUCCUUUGGACAUAUUUGGUCGCAGGUCUUGCAGUCACAAUUUGGUCCACAAUUUUCAUGUGGGUCUUGACAUAAAAAGAAAGAGCUUCUCUUCCUCAUUAUGUUUUACUAAAUAUGCGUGUAUGCAUAAGUGAGUGAGGUGUGAAUUUAUUGUCUCUUGCUUUUUCUUUUUUCUCUUUUUUUAAAAAAAUAUGCUAUAGCUUUUUUAUUCAUGGAAUAAAAUUGUUGCAAUUGGAUUAA